Brettanomyces bruxellensis is the source of this 195-nucleotide messenger RNA. RefSeq lists its product as uncharacterized. The record is from RefSeq and is a predicted model, not a curated record. Bases 1 to 195 code for a protein of 64 amino acids. NCBI's taxonomy places the organism in Eukaryota, Fungi, Ascomycota, Pichiomycetes, Pichiales, Pichiaceae. The transcript has a single exon.
AUGAUUUGUCAGGCAUUGAAGUGGGGGCCGAUAAAGGAUCAGGCACGACUAAAUAAGAGAAACAUGUCGAAGAAGCAGCUGGCAAACAGAGACGACUUCGAGGCGCAAAAGAAGCUCAAGGAGAAACUUUCGGCCGAGCAGGAGGUCACGGGAAAGAUCGUGACGGCAGACAGCGGUGAUUCUAGUUCGAGAUGA